GGGCGGGCCCGCGGGCCGCGUGGCGCGGGAAUGGAGGCGCAGCGGGAGGUGGUGGAGCAGCUGGAGAACCUGGCCGUGGGGCCGGGCGGGCAGCGGGCGCCCGACAAGGAGAAGGCGCCGGGCCCUGCGGAGGGCGGUGGGGAAGCCCAGGCCCCGCUGCCCCCAGCCGCGGGGCUGCGCCGCUCGCCGCCGCCCGCUUGGCCCGUGGCAGCUGCUGUCGCCGUGCCCUCCUCGGACUCGGACAGUGAUACAGAUUCAGAUAGUUCAUCAACUACACCUUCCUCUUCAUCUUCAGCAGUAUCUGAUGAAGAUGAUCAUCCAAAUGAGAAGGAUAACAGAUCUUACUGUGUUAGAACAAAGGAUGAGUUGCCUAUUGAUGAGCUACCCCCUGUUGAAGACUUAUCAAUAAUUCUGCCAGAUAAUGUUGAACUGAAGCUCUUUGGGACAGUUUCCAGCAUCAUUGAGCAGCUAGUAAUAAUUGAAUCACUGAGAGGCCUACCUCCAGUAAAUGAGGAAAGCAUAAUUUUUAAAGAAGAUCGACAAGCAGCCGGAAAGAUAUUUGAGAUAUUUGGUCCUGUUUCUCAUCCUUUUUAUGUGAUAAGAUUUAACAGCUCUGAGCAUAUCAAAGCAAAAGGUAUUAAUGUACAGGAUAGCAUGUAUUUUGCUCCAUCAGUGGAGGACUUCACCCAGUAUAUAUUUGCAGAGAAACUUAAACAGGAAAAAGGUUCAGAUGCAUCUUGGAAGAAUGACCAAGAACCACCGCCUGAAGCUUUGGAUUUCAGUGAUGAUGAAAAAGAAAGAGAGGCAAAACAGAAGAAAAAGAAGCCUCAAAGUCAAGGAAGGAAGAAAGUCAGAUCAGAAACACUUCCAUCAAGUGAGAAUAAAGGGCUUGAUCAGUCAGUGCAACAGCCUGCUUCAAGUUACUCAAGGGGAUACCGCGGCAGAGGGUUCUCCAGGGAUGUAUUUCCUCCUCCAUCAGGCCCUCGAGGGUUUUUCAGACCAAAAGUAAGACCACCACAGCUAUACUCUUCAGACAAGAGGAUACACCAGGAAUCGCCAGUGUUUCCACAACCUUAUAGAAAAGAAAAUCCAAUGAUGCAACAGUAUUCCUUUCCUCCUCCAGUUUUUGAUUCUGUCAGUGGUGGGCAUCAAUUCCACCCUUCACCUUCGAAUAUGAAUAUGAUGUGGACAGGCCCAAGCAUGUACAAUUCACCCUACUCAUUUCUGCCACCACCGCCGCCACCUCCUCCCGACAGCCAUCCUCCUCAGUUCAGGCAUUACUAAGUUUCCAUACACGUCCAUGUAGAGCACUGCAGUUUACAGGGAGAAAGAACAGGCUGCCAAGACUGCUUUUCCUUAUUUUGGAGAUGUUCUCUUUUACUGCAGCAGUAGACCAAAUGCAGAGUUUUGUGCUAUAUGGGGCAUCCGCAGAAAAUGAUUCUUUUUCUACAUAUGUUUUCUGUUUCCAAAAAGAAAUCUAUAUGAUAAAAGUAACUGAAUAUUAAGUAAUGGUUAAUUUUUAUAAUAUCUGCUACUUUAAGAUGAUAAAUAAAAGCCUUUUGGAGACUGGUA
Messenger RNA from Corvus hawaiiensis (hawaiian crow), 1572 nucleotides. RefSeq names its product nuclear assembly factor 1 ribonucleoprotein (gene NAF1). Lineage: Eukaryota; Metazoa; Chordata; Aves; Passeriformes; Corvidae. Gene Ontology annotation, molecular function: RNA binding. The transcript has 8 exons. The coding region runs from base 31 to 1284 and encodes 417 amino acids. Gene Ontology annotation, biological process: ribosome biogenesis; box H/ACA snoRNP assembly; pseudouridine synthesis. The record is from RefSeq and is a predicted model, not a curated record. Gene Ontology annotation, cellular component: sno(s)RNA-containing ribonucleoprotein complex.